UCAUGAUUCGCACAUCUUGUGUCUUGAAAUACGGCGUCAAUUUUUUUCAAUACUAGGAGAAGGACUGCAUACACUUUGGGUGAUAUGUCCUAUUUUCUCUAUACUAAAAGAGCAUAGACGUGAUUAAUAAGCUAACACGUUAGCAAUGUCGGGUAUGGAGGAUAUUUCCAACGAUUUUGGGACAUUUAAAGAAGAUAGUGAGUUUAAUGUAGAGGCGGGGGACCAUGUCGAGGAUGGCUUUGUCUUGGACCCCACUCGGUACAUGUUUUACAGAGACAGAAAGGAGUGGGCUGACUUGGAGCCUGUUCCUCAGGAUGAUGGACCGAACCCUGUUGUAAAGAUCGCUUAUUCAGAAAAGUUCUCUGAUGUUUUUGAUUAUUUCCGUGCCCUCCUAAAGAAUGAUGAAAAGAGCGAAAGAGCUUUCGCCUUGACUGCAGAUGCCAUUGAGCUGAAUGCUGCAAAUUACACAGUGUGGCACUACAGGCGGGUGUUGCUACAAGCUCUGGCAAAGGACCUGAGGGAGGAAAUGAGGUACAUUACAGCCAUCAUUGAGGAUCAACCUAAAAACUACCAAGUGUGGCAUCAUAGGCGUAUCGUGGUAGAGUGGUUGAACGAUCCCUCAGAGGAGCUGGAGUUCAUUGCAGACAUCCUCAGCCAAGAUGCAAAGAACUACCAUGCUUGGCAACACAGGCAGUGGGUCAUCCAGGAGUACAAACUAUGGGACAAGGAGCUGGAGUUUGUAGAGAAUCUCCUGGAAGAAGAUGUGAGGAAUAAUUCUGCCUGGAAUCAGAGGCAUUUUGUCAUCUCACUCACGACAGGCUUCUCCGAUCAAGCCGUGCUAGAGAGAGAGAUUGAGUACUGUUUGACCCAGAUCAGGAAGGCCCCCCAUAAUGAAAGUGCAUGGAACUACUUGAAAGGGAUGCUGCAAGACAGAGGUCUGUCAUCUCAGCCCGGCCUGCUGGAAAAAAUCCUGGAACUGAAGGAGACACGUUGUUCCUCUUACCUUCUAGCCUUUCUCUUUGAUUGCUACGAAGAUGCUUUGGAGAGCAGCAGUGAAAAAGAAAACGCGGAGGAAGAACGCAUGGAAACCUUAAAUCGAGCUUUAGAAGUUUGCCAACUUUUAGCUCAGGAGAAGGAUAACAUCCGUAAGGAGUAUUGGCUGUUUUUGGGACGUUCUUUAAAGAGCAAAUAUGGAUUGAGUGGGCCUAUAACAGCUGAUGCUGAACCUCCAUCUCCGACAGCUGAGCAGCAGGAAGUGAACUAGACAUGCUGUGCCCACUCCACUACCACAAAACUUCUUUGCUGAACUUCUGACUGUCAACUCCAGUUUUGUUUAUUGUAGAACAGGAUUCUCACUACACACGCUCAUGCAGGGAAGGAAAUGACAGCUUAUAUAUACAUAUAUGGAUACAUAUACUAGGGCUGUCAAAAAAAUAACUCCUUAAUGGCAGUCAUAGUAUUAAGAGUUAAACAUUUUAAUGUAAUUAACUCAUUCACAUCAUGGCAAGUUUUUAUGACAGCAGACAGGCACAGAGUAGCGUCCCCACAGUCACACAGAGUCUUGACGCUCUUUUCUAACUUUAUUCUGACCUGAACACAUCACCGGCAUUGCAAUUUCCAACACCAUAUAUAUCUCCAACUCACAAACACGUCCCUAAUCCAUUGGUCCUCGGAAUGACAGUGUUGUUAGACGACCGCAAGGUGCAUUCAUGGACAUUCCAAACGUCAGAAACAUCUUUAUUACGAGUGUAUGUGUGGUCUAAAUAAACAGAACGACAACGAGUGGAUAUUUUCAUCACUUGGUAACUCUUAAUGCGAAAGCACAAUUUGUUGCAUUUUUAAAAAUGCUCGGAAAUC
Dunckerocampus dactyliophorus (ringed pipefish) is the source of this 1857-nucleotide messenger RNA. RefSeq names its product farnesyltransferase, CAAX box, alpha (gene fnta). The record is from RefSeq and is a predicted model, not a curated record. Gene Ontology annotation, cellular component: CAAX-protein geranylgeranyltransferase complex; protein farnesyltransferase complex; cytoplasm. Gene Ontology annotation, biological process: protein geranylgeranylation; protein farnesylation. Gene Ontology annotation, molecular function: CAAX-protein geranylgeranyltransferase activity; protein farnesyltransferase activity. NCBI's taxonomy places the organism in Eukaryota, Metazoa, Chordata, Actinopteri, Syngnathiformes, Syngnathidae. The coding region runs from base 146 to 1264 and encodes 372 amino acids. The transcript is spliced from 10 exons.